AUGGGGUUUUAUUGGAUUCGCUCAGAAAUUGUUUCAUCUUUAACAAAAGGCCGAGGGAUGCCCAAGACGCGUGAACGCACAAAUAAUCGUGGAGGUGUUGAUGCAGGUGAUAUUAUCGUUUGUAAUUGGGUAUCAUAUGUGGAAAUAUUUUAUUUGACCUUUAGGUUUGAUCCUAUUUUUACACAAUAUUAUCCCGCAACCAACACCUUGCGGCCGAUAUCCUUAUGGAAAGCGAUUUGGAAUACUGGAUCUUAUCCAAAUCUUGACCCACCAGAAACGGAAACAUUCACGCUUCAAGAGUUGGUCAGUUAUGCUAAAUCUAAGCGAUCAAGACCAAUUGUCAUAUUUCCUGAGGGAACAACAUCUAACGGUAGAGCACUGUUGAAAUUCAAUCCUAUAUUUAAAGAUGUAUCGAUACCUGUCAAUGAUUUUAAAAUUCAUAUAUUUACAGUGAGAUAUGACUUUGAGAAUUUUUCUCCGACAUAUACAGUAGGAAAUAAAUUCUGGCACUUUAUUAGAUUAUGUAGUCAGCUCAUUAACACACUUCAAGUAAGAUCUCUCAUAUCCGAUGAAUCAUCUUUCUCUCGAUACUUUGCACCGACCGCACAAAAGGUGACAACACCAGAUGAUAUUGUAGAUUCACAAGUGUUAAAUUACAUGGUACAAGUUGGUAGAUUUCGUAAAACAGGUUUGGGUAUAGUAGAAAAGAAAGAAUUCUUAGACUUUUAUCGAAAAGCAUCAGGCGGAUAUUCAAAAAAAAAAAAAUAG
Funneliformis geosporum is the source of this 768-nucleotide messenger RNA. Lineage: Eukaryota; Fungi; Glomeromycota; Glomeromycetes; Glomerales; Glomeraceae. The record is from the annotation of a GenBank genome assembly.